AUGGUCUUAUCAGAGCUGGGGUCAAAGCUACAGGGUGCGCUGGCCAAGCUAAACCGCACGAUUGUGGUAGAUGAUGAAGUGUUUAAUGUAUUGCUAAAGGAAAUAUGCGGUGCGCUGCUUGAGUCGGACGUACAGGUGAAGCUUGUACGCCAGCUGCGGGACAAUGUCAAACUCGCCGUUAAACUUGAGGAUACGAGCUCUGGUAUUAAUCGCCGCCGUCUAAUUCAAAAGGCGGUAGUAGAUCAGCUAGUUCAGAUGCUGGAACCAGAAGCGCCACCUUAUAAGAUGAAAAAGGGCCAGAGCAAUGUCAUUAUGUUUGUGGGUCUUCAAGGAAGUGGCAAAACCACGAGCAUUGCAAAGCUUGCACACUAUUACCAGCGCAAAGGCUGGAAGACUUGCAUGGUCUGUGCCGAUACAUUCCGAGCUGGUGCUUUUGAUCAGUUGAAACAGAAUUCUACCAAGUUACGCAUUCCAUUUUACGGUAGCUACACUGAGGCGGACCCAGUUCGUAUUGCUGAAGAGGGUGUGGCCCAAUUUAGAGCUGAAAAUUACGAGCUGAUUCUUGUAGAUACCAGUGGUCGUCACAAACAGGAAACAGACCUGUUUGCUGAAAUGCGAGAGGUCUCAGCGGCCGUGCAGCCCGACGAUGUCGUGUUCGUGAUGGACUCGACAAUCGGUCAGGCCGUGUACGAUCAGGCUAGAGCCUUCCGUGAUACGGUGAAUGUCGGUAGUGUCAUUAUUACCAAAUUGGAUGGGCACGCUAAAGGUGGAGGUGCUCUAAGUGCCGUCGCUGCAACAGGCUCGCCCAUUAUCUUUUACGGUACAGGAGAACAUUUUGCCGACUUUGAGGCGUUUAAUGCCGAGAGCUUUGUCAGCAGACUCAUGGGUAUGGGUGACAUUCGUGGACUUAUGGAGGAAGUUAAAACUAGUGGGAUGUUUGACAAUGAGGAGGAGAUUGUCGAGAAGUUCCAAAAGGGCGUAUUUACACUGCGUGACAUGUACAAGCAAUUCCAAAGCGUCAUGAAAAUGGGACCUCUUGGCAAAGUUAUGUCCAUGAUCCCUGGCCUUCCACAAGGUCUUAGCGACAUGAUGAAUUCUGGUGGUGGUGAAGAGGAGGCAUCCAAGCGACUUCGACGCUUUCUAUUUAUGAUGGACAGUAUGACGGACGCCGAGCUUGAUGGUCUCGUACCGCUGUCGGAUUCGCGCAAAGCGCGAGUUGCUCGUGGAUCAGGCUGUCAGCUUGUGGAGGUUGAUUUCCUCCUUAAAUGCCACAAACAGUUUGCAAAUGUCGUCAGCCGCGUGGGAAAAAGUGGUCUUAUGAAGUCAGGCGACGCAGCGUUUGGCAAGCAAAUGGCUCGUAAUCCGAAUGCAGUUAUGCAGCAGCUGUCAAAGGUCAUGGAUCCAAAAUUGAUGGCGCAAAUUGGCGGACCGCAGACUAUGAUGCAAGUGCUGAAGCAAAUGCAAGGAAUGGACAAUAAUGCACUAGGUGACAUGGCUAAGAUGGCGCAGGGAAUGGGCAUGAAGAUGCCCUUUUAG
This is a messenger RNA of Plasmopara halstedii, 1536 nucleotides long. RefSeq names its product signal recognition particle protein srp54. Gene Ontology annotation, cellular component: signal recognition particle, endoplasmic reticulum targeting; cytosol. The record is from RefSeq and is a predicted model, not a curated record. The transcript has a single exon. Bases 1 to 1536 code for a protein of 511 amino acids. Gene Ontology annotation, molecular function: GTP binding; GTPase activity; ATP hydrolysis activity. NCBI's taxonomy places the organism in Eukaryota, Oomycota, Peronosporomycetes, Peronosporales, Peronosporaceae. Gene Ontology annotation, biological process: SRP-dependent cotranslational protein targeting to membrane, translocation; SRP-dependent cotranslational protein targeting to membrane.